AUGCGGGCAAGCAGAAAGGCUAAGUGGAGGAAGACGCCGAUCUCAGCCGCUGAGAAGCUGCUAGAUGAGGCCCCCCUUCGGGAGAGGGCUCAAGAGCUCGACCGUAACAAUCAGCUUUUUCAGAUUGAUACGCAGGGAACGGAAGAGACCCUUCAUCUCUCCCAGGCAGCGCGGCGGCUGCUGCAGCGACGCCAGCUCCUCGUUGGUAGUGACGGCAAAAGCGGCAGCAGCAAGAAAGUGCUGCUUGAUGUAGCUACACAGGCGCACAAGCAGCAGCUUCUGCGGGUUCUAAAGGGGCGCAAGCAGAGGCUAGAGGCUGAAGCAGCCAAGCGCAAGGUACCUACCGUCUCCUUGGAAGCCCUCUAUGCUUCAGACGGUAGAGAAGGCGGCGACGACCCUGUUUCGCAGGAGCAGUCUACGUUGCGAGCUCGAGCAGCAAGCGUGAAGCCUUUUGGCUGGCGUCGAAUGCGAUGCGAUGCAGCGUGCGGCAGCGGCAGAAGGGGAGAAGGCUUGUCGAAAGCAGAGAGACAGAGGGAAAAGAAACGCCGCCGCUGCACACUCGAGACUCUUCGCUCGCUUGUUCCUGCAGUGGUGCUGCCAGAAGCGGGCAUUUCUUACAACCCCUCUUCAGAAACUCAGCAAAAACAGCUGAUUGCUGCUGCGGCGACGGCAGUGUUGCAGCAGCAUGAAGGGCGCUCUCUGCAGGCAGUGCUGCGCAGCCACGCGCAGACUGAAGUCGAGCAGUUGCAGCAGCAAGAGCAGCUGUUGUUGAGCGAACAGGAUCCGUUGAAGGCUCUGAAGCGUAAGCAGCCAGUGACAGCUGCACUGCUGCAACAUGUGAGUCAUGAGGCUUUAGAAGGCCUCUCGGAGCUCGACAAGCAGCGGAUGUUUAUGGAAUUAGCUGUGAAGGGCAGGCUGUCUGCGCAGGAGGAGGGCGAGGCAACAGCAGCAGCAGAAGAAGGAGACGAGCUCUCGGAUAAUGAUCUGGGAAAGGAAGCUGCUUCGAAGCAGUCGAAGAAAAAGACGCGCACGGAACGCAAUCGCCAGCGGCGGCACCAACAACAACUGCGCUCUGCUGCAGUGAAGCAGCAGGGAAAGGCGCUAAGGAAGUCUAUUGAUGCGUUGCCGCAGCUGCUGCAGCAGCUGCAAGAGCAGAGCCUCCAGCAGAAAGAGGCGCGAGCUAAAAGGUGGGCGGGAGUAGAAGCCAAGAAGGCUGCUGCGAGGAAAGGAGUCGUUGCUUUCAAGAUCGGACGAAAACGGUUUGUAGGAGGAUCUGCUGACGCAGCUGUGCCUGGGGAGGUGACGGGCUCUCUGCGCACCACUCUGGUACACGGCGCUGCAGCGGCUGCAGCAGAUCGCCUUGCCUCCUUCCAUCGCAGAGCUAUGCUAGAGCUUCCUGCAGAGCUAACUGCAGCGCAUGCGACUAGGAUCAAGAAACAGGUGCGCAGGGUUGCAAAUAGUCGGCGGAUUGUCAAAGCAAAGGAGAAGGGAAUACACGCUGUAUAG
This is a messenger RNA of Cyclospora cayetanensis, 1506 nucleotides long. Its product is annotated as plectin. The transcript is spliced from 10 exons. Lineage: Eukaryota; Apicomplexa; Conoidasida; Eucoccidiorida; Eimeriidae. Gene Ontology annotation, biological process: rRNA processing; ribosomal large subunit assembly. Bases 1 to 1506 code for a protein of 501 amino acids. Gene Ontology annotation, cellular component: nucleolus. Gene Ontology annotation, molecular function: 5S rRNA binding. The record is from RefSeq and is a predicted model, not a curated record.